This is a messenger RNA of Plasmodium vivax (malaria parasite P. vivax), 3132 nucleotides long. RefSeq lists its product as hypothetical. The coding region runs from base 1 to 3132 and encodes 1043 amino acids. The transcript has 2 exons. Gene Ontology annotation, biological process: transcription initiation at RNA polymerase III promoter. Gene Ontology annotation, cellular component: transcription factor TFIIIC complex. The record is from RefSeq and is a predicted model, not a curated record. Lineage: Eukaryota; Apicomplexa; Aconoidasida; Haemosporida; Plasmodiidae.
AUGGCCAGCGAUGAGGAACCGAUCCCCGGGGAGGAGGGCGAGCCGCCCAGCGAGGACCUCUACACGAAGAGGAAGAAAAAAAAAGAACGAAACGAAAGCGUCCACUUUGACAAGGUAAGGAAGAGCGAAUACAUCUGCGUGGAAAUCCCAGGGAGGGUCAAAAAGGGAAGCAGCGGAUUGUCAGCCGUGGAAAGCUUAGGGGGAAUAAAAAAAAUAACAGAAUUAUUUCACCUCCAGAAUAAUGCACACAGACAUGAAGAAAAUUUAAUCUUAAGAGUCAACAACAAUGACAUGUUUUCCUCCUUCGUGUCAGCAAAUUCCGCAAAAGUGAAUAAUGUGUUAAUUAAAAUUAAAAGGACAAGGAAAAACGUCUACAAAUUUGAGUUCCUGGGGUUCGUUCGGUACCUGUACUACUUUGACAACAUGAUCGACUUUUACUAUAUCCCCACGUUUUAUAACAGGCGCGACUACAGCACGAAUUAUAUACACUACUUAACGAGGGGGAAAAAAAAAAAAAAAAAAAAAAAAAAAUCAUCAUCAGGAGCAGUAGCGGCAGUAGCGGCAGCAGCGGCAGCAGCGGCGGAGGUGGAAGUGGAGGGAAGACCGCGUGACCCCUUUGACCAUUUGGGAACCCCCCUCGCGGAUGGCAGGGGUGAACACUUCUUCCCCAGCGCGUUUGCUCGGAGUGGAGAACUUCUGGCCGGCGGAGCGAUAGGCCAAUUUGGACCCCACCAAAAUGUAGACCAACAAAAUAUGCCCCAUGUAAAUUACUUUUCAAAUUGUCAAACACACAGCUGGAACAACAUGGCGGACACACAGAUGGGCAACCAUACGAGGCAAACCUCGAACGUGAUGAACCUAAAUGCACAACUGUAUGAUUCGGAUAAAAUGGCUAGCUAUGAACGAGGCUAUUCUCAAAAUAUGAGCAGUAGCAAUCACGUGGGGCAUAAUAAAGACGCCCAUUUGUUUUUACCCAAAUGUGGAAGUAACGCAAAUGAGGCGAAUUUCUUUGUGCUCGGUUCUAACGGAGGAAGGGGGGCAGAAGGGGGAGAGCACGGAGAUGGCCGCUACCGAAUUGGCAUUGAAGGAAAGGAGGAAGACAACCAGGUGGGAUCCUUCACGGACAUGCGAAUUGGUGAAAUGGGACAAAAUGUGGGAAUCCCCAUGUGUAGCAGCAGAAUGGACGAUGCCAUCGGAGCAAGCCCCCCACGAGUAAAUAUCCAAGCGCAACUGCCAUCUGGAGGACCUCCCCCCUUUAACGACGCCAGGUGUAACCACAUGAUGCAAAUGGGUACCCAAGAGGAUGACUACUUCUCAGACGAAGAUUACAACGAAUUGUACAAAAAAAUCAUAAGCUGUAAAAAUAAUUUGGAGUUAUUUGACCAAGUGAAGGAGAGUGAAUUUUCCUCCGACGAAAGUGAAGGGUACGAAUUAAACUGUUGCAUCCAUAGCAAAAGCACCAGUCCGUAUUUCUACAGAAAUUACGAAGCGACAACGACGAGUAGGUAUCUCAGGGAGUACAGAUAUUUAAUAAGCAAAUUUACUUCGCCUAUUUUUUCGAACGUGGAAGCGAGCAAAGGAGAAAUGGAGAAGUUUAUUCAGGAGCUUAUCAUUAACAGACCUGAACAGGGUACGCCUGGAGGUUCUACACUGCCGGGUGUGGUUGGGAUGGGUCAAAGUGCGCACGGGGUGAUCGAGGAGCAAGUGCAGAGUCGUGACAAAUUGGGUAAACCCGUGGGUGAGUAUUGCGAUGCAGCAGCAGUGUGGGGCGUGAGAGGGGCUGACGAUGGAGAGCAGCGUGCCGGUGAAGACGCAGCUGUGCAAUGUGAUGACCGUUCGGAUGAGCAUGCCGCUAACCAUUCGGAUGAACAUCCCGCUAACCAUUCGGAUGAACAUCCCGCUAACCAUUCAGAUGGGCAUGCCGCUAACCUCUGGGACGACCGCUCCGACGGGGAAGCGCUGCUGAUGGGGUCCCCCCCAAGGAGCGGGCCCACGCAGGACGACCACGAAACGAGCGAAUCUAGAACCGCAAGCCGAAAUGUAAGCCACGCAGAACAGCAGAGCAACCAAAUUAUAGUAAGUAAAAAACCAGUCCACUGUAACCCCAUAGCCAAAUUUGAUGACCCCACCUUUCCAUGUAACCCAUUCGAUUCUGCAUUAAAAAAAUACGUGUCCGAUAAGUUAUAUAAAAGGGUAAAGGAUCUGUUCGAAGUGAGACCCAUCUGGUCAAAGGAAGUCAUUUUGGAACAUCUGGACAGUGUGAGCACCUACUGCCUGAAGAGUUGCUUCUCGCGAAUUUGCUUCUACUUCGCGGAUGGCCCCUGGAGACGCACCUAUUGUAAAUAUGGCUACGACCCGCGGAAGGACCCCUCCAGUUAUAUUUACCAAACCAUAGAUUUUAGGGAUAACUACUUUAGGGAGAUUAAGAUGAAGAGUGCAAAUGAAAUGAACAGAAUUAUUCUAAAGAGGAAAAACUUUAUCGAUAGGGUAGUUACCAAAAUUAUCAAAAGGGUAAACAUUACCGGUACGAGGAACACAAAUAAGAGGGGCAAACCAGAGGGCACUUCGCAAAAGGGGAGUAACACGAUGAGCGUGAAAAUGGAAUCUCACACGGACCAAGAACAAAGGGACGAAAACGAAAAAAGAGAUUUUAACAUAUAUUCCGAAUGGUCGCAAAGUUUCUCCCAACAUUAUGACGACCAUGGUGAGGUUCCAAAUGGGGACAAAUCUGCCUACCAUCCAUCAACGAGUAACCAAUACCCGAAAGAUAUAAAUGAUCUUAAAAAUAUGUUCGACAUAUAUUCAAGUGCUGUCUCCUCAAAUGAUGAAAUUACUCCCCAGAUGGAUGAAGAAAUUAAUGACAUCUUUCAGUUUUUAAAAAAAUCAAUCACCUUUCAUUUGAGAAAAAGUUUUUCCGCGGAGUCCCACUUUUCCGUGAGCCCCCUGAAACUUUCGACGGUGUAUCAGUACGUAGACAUAUACGACAACAACGUCGCGGAUUAUUUAUCCAAUUUGAGGACGCAGGACGUGUGCACGAAGGAUUACGGCUGGAUGAACAGCAACGAUAUCGCCAAAAUUAGGGACAUUCUGUUCGUCCGGUCGGUGACGCUCAGGCGGGCCCACAUAAAGUGA